Messenger RNA from Eriocheir sinensis (Chinese mitten crab), 1700 nucleotides. RefSeq lists its product as uncharacterized. The coding region runs from base 51 to 1700 and encodes 549 amino acids. Lineage: Eukaryota; Metazoa; Arthropoda; Malacostraca; Decapoda; Varunidae. The transcript has 3 exons. The record is from RefSeq and is a predicted model, not a curated record.
GUGAGACAUCGUGAAGGAUAUUUAGUAAUUAUUACAGAUAAACAGAAAAUAUGGCUGCCCGAGGCAAAGUGCUGACUGAGGAGGAACUUGUGGAGACGAUGAACAAAUCUGGUUUCCUCUCAGUAAAUGAUAGCUCAGAUAGUGAGUGUGUUGAUGACCUGGAAGAAUUUAAAGAUAUUGAAAGUGAUGUGGAAGACAAUUUAGAGGCACAAACUCUCUAUGAUAGUGAUGAAGAUCGAGAGUAUGUGCCAGAGACUGACUCGGAAAGUGAUAGUGAAGGGGAAGAUCUUCAGAGAAGGAAGAUAAGGAGAAUGUUCACGUCCACACCAAGAAAAGGUCGUGCCUCUGCCACAACCUCUGCUGCUAUCCCUGCUGCCAGUACCUCUGCUGCUGUCCCUGCUGACCCUGCCACUAUCUCUACUGCUGCUGAUCCUGCCACAACCUCUGCUGCUGUCCCUGCUGCCAGUACCUCUGCUGCUGCUCCUGCCCCUGCAACUUCCGCUGCUGCUGCUGCUGCCACCCCUGCCAGGGGUGUACGGAGGGGAAGAGGCCUCCAGGAGGCUGAUGUUCCACCUGUCGUCGACUUCAACAGGACGACCAUUUCCUCCAGAAACAAUUUUAGGUGGAGCUGUCAACCUCAGCACAGUCAUGCACACAGGAGGUUGUCAAGAAACAUCAUGGGAAGAUAUACUCCAGGGCCAGCUCAUGAGGCAAGGGGUGUAGUUGACCCUGGGGAGGCAAUCAAACUUUUUGUGACUGAUGCCAUUGUUCAGGAAUGCGUCACCUGGACAAACAAACGCAUUCAACUUACUGCAGGAAGGAUGGCAACUCAAAGACAAGCAGGCACAUAUGGUCCUACAGAACCAAGAGAGAUAUUAGCACUCCUGGGAGUGCUAAUAGCAGCAGGGCAGCAGAGGGAUAACCAUCUCUCCCUUCUUGAGAUGUGGAGUGCCGUCACUGGGUGUCCCCUGUAUCGAGCAGCAAUGUCCAAGGGGAGGUUCGAGUUUCUGGUCUCCUGUCUGCGGUUUGACAACCCAGACACGCGUGUGGAGAGGCUGAAAGAGGACAAGUUUGCCCCUGUGAGGAAAGUGUGGGACAUGUUCAUCGACAACUGCAGGCUGUAUGUCCCACGCGAGAACCUCACUGUGGAUGAACAACUGUUGGGGUUUAGAGGGAAGUGCCCCUUCAGGAUGUACAUUCCCAACAAACCUGCAAAAUAUGGCAUCAAGCUCGUCCUCAUCUGUGACGCCAGCACCAAGUACAUGCUUGGUGGCAUACCCUACCUUGGCAAGCAGGGGACAAGGCCACGGGAUGGGGUCAACCUUGGUCAUUAUUUGACAAGAGAACUGACCAGGCCAUACCACGGCUCCAAUAGAAAUGUGACCACGGACAACUGGUUCACAUCAGUGCCUCUCAUUGUUGACCUCCUCAACAACUGUGGAAUGACACUUGCUGGCACAAUGAGAGCAAACAAGCCUGAAAUUCCCAGUGAGAUGAAGACCAAGGAAACAAGACUCCAUGGAUCAAGUGCCUUUCUGUUCACCAAUGCGAUGACGUUUGUGUCGUAUGUGGCAAAGACUUCACGAAGAAACAAGAAGAUGGUCCUACUCAUGUCAUCCCAGCACACCCAGCCUACCAUUGCACCAGGGGGCAAGCCAGAGAUCAUAGAACAGCCGCUCCCCCCUGGUACGCUGUUCUGA